AUGUUCAUGCAAGCCGACGAGAUCGCCGUGCCCCUCGAACACGACGUCGCGAAGCUUGCCAACUGGCGGAGCUACUUCCACAGCAGCACAGACCCGAACCCGGAGGCCUGGAGGUUCACGCUCGAGAACCUAACUCGGCUGAUCGACCCGAGGUACGGACGAAGUCAAACUGGGUUUGAAGAGCCACAAAGCACAGUUUUCCGGACGGCUGGGAUACAGAUCGCAACAACGACUGCGAAGGGCUGA
Molecule: messenger RNA, 246 nt
Organism: Thermothielavioides terrestris NRRL 8126
Lineage: Eukaryota; Fungi; Ascomycota; Sordariomycetes; Sordariales; Chaetomiaceae
Exons: 2
Coding region: 1-246 (81 amino acids)
Source: RefSeq, a predicted model, not a curated record